Capsella rubella is the source of this 726-nucleotide messenger RNA. RefSeq names its product replication protein A 70 kDa DNA-binding subunit C. Lineage: Eukaryota; Viridiplantae; Streptophyta; Magnoliopsida; Brassicales; Brassicaceae. The transcript is spliced from 5 exons. Bases 1 to 726 code for a protein of 241 amino acids. The record is from RefSeq and is a predicted model, not a curated record.
AUGGCAAAAACUAAUGGUAUCACAAGUCUUGCUCUGAUCAAACCUUUCAAAACAACAUGGAAGGUGCAAGCUAAGAUUGUACACUCUUGUAGGCAGUACACUUCUUAUUAUGGGGAAACCAUUGAGAUGAUUUUUGCAGAUCUGGAGGGAACACUGAUCCAUGCAACUGUUAAUAAGCAACAAGUGAAUAAGUUUCACAGAAUGAUAGUGUCAGGAGAGUGGAAGACUUUUGAGAAUUUUCAGCUCACUAAAUCGAUGGGGAGAAAUAGAGCAACUAAACAUGCCUUCAAGAUGACCUUCACUAACACGACGGUCAUAGGCCGCUCACCUAUCCUAUCCGAUGACAUGUUUCUCGACUUGGUUGACUUUGGAAACAUCCUCGAUGAGAAUGGUCUCAAUGAGAACAUUUUAAUUGAUGUGUUAGGACAGGUCGUGAGCGUUGGAGCUAUGAAAACUCAUGAUCAAAAUGGCAAAAUAUCGAAACGGUUGGAAAUAGAACUUAGAGACACAAGUGAUAACCGUUUGUCCUGUACUUUGUGGGGGAGAUUUGCUGAAAACAUGUGGGAUGAAUGUGAAAAGGCAGAAGGUAGCCCAGUUAAUUGCUUGAUUCGUCUUGCAAAGAUAAACAUGUUCAAUGGUCAAAGAUUGAUCUCAAAUGCUUACGACAUGUCUUUACUUCUGAUUAAUCCUGACAUUCCUGAGAUUGUCGACUUUGUUUCCAAGUAA